AUGUCUGUGUUCUGUUCUCUCGAAGAAUUCCUCUCUUAUCACUUUGACUUUAUUAUUUGUGGUGUGCUGGAAGCCGGUGAGAACAAGUUGGAUGAUCCUAUGGUCAACAUUCCAAACCUAUUCCCACAAACGCAGUUCAACCCCAGCUAUGACUGGAUGCUAAAGAGCGUUCCUCAAGUUCAUGCAAACAAUCUAGAGUUCGCUUUGCCCCGUGGAAAAGUGUUGGGAGGCACCAGUGCCAUAAAUUACAUGCAGUACAGCAGACCACUCCGCUCCGACUUCGAUGAAUGGGCGGGUUAUGUUGGCUCGGACGAGUGGUCUUGGGCCAAAAUGAUGCCAUAUUUUAUAAGAGCUGAGCAUUUGGAGGGUGAAGGGUACCCAACGACAUGUCUUGCAGCGCAUGGGACCGCUGGGCCAAUCCACACCAGCUCCACAAGGUCCCAGAUUCCUAUUGAAAACACCUUUCUGGAUGCGUUUCGAGAAGUUGCUGGGUUCGAUUCAAAAGCGCAAGAUGCCACCAACGGGACACAUGAUUCGUUUUAUACAUCUCUUUCCACCGUCAACCGCUCCGAUCGCAACGGAACACGCAGCUACGCAGCUUCCGGAUACAUUUCACCUUACUUGCAGCGAACGAACCUCAGAAUACUCACUAGCGCCAACGUCGAGUCUGUGAAGUUUCAAACAAACAGCUCCCAGUUUGUGGCGGAUGGGGUUCACUUUUGGCAUUCAGGAGCCAGGUACACAGUAAACGCCAGGCGAGAGGUCAUUCUCAGCGCAGGCGCCUUCAAGACCCCCCAGAUUCUUGAACUAUCAGGGAUCGGAAACCCUAAAGUUCUCGAGGCUGCUGGAAUGGCCUGCUUGGUACCGAAUACUUUCGUCGGUGAAGAUAUGCAAGACCACACUGCGUUCGCCACGACGUUCGAACUAGCGCCGGGAGGCUUUUCCAUCGACGCCUUUGCAGACCCACUUGUCGUUCAAGCCGUCAUGGAAGAAUAUCAACGCACGGGAGGUGGCCCUCUCGCCAGUCCUCCCUCGGGCAUGGGUUUUCUCAGUUACUCGGCCCUGGCGUCCCCCGACGGCCUUGCUACCACCCUCGACGCAGUACGAAAGGUUGAGGGUUUGAGAAGACCUCUGACAGCGGCCCAACAGCUCAGGGCAGUCAACAGGCUGAGUGACGCCCGCGCAGGCGCCAUACAGAUCCUCUUCAUUCCAGGAAAUAUUGACACUGCUGAAGGACGCGAGGACCAAUCCAAAUUCAUUCGACCAGCAGCCGGUGGAAACAAUCAUGUGACGGCAAUAACAGCCUUUCAAUAUUCAUUGAGUCGCGGGAGUGUCCACAUCACAGGCACUGGCGCCCAGGCUCCACCCGCGAUCGACCCGUCCUUCUUAUCACAUCCGGUGGAUGUCGAGGUGUUGCGCACCACCCUGGAUUUCCUGACCAAGGUCGUGGAGUCAGCAGCUGUCAAGGACCAGCUCAAUCCAGGCUUCAACCUUGCUGAAAAGGUUGGACUUGGAGACCGAGACCGUGAGAUAUCGUACAUCCGCAACCACGUCGGGACAGAGCAUCACCCCAUCGGCACCGCCGCCGUGGGAACUGUAGUCGACACGGAUCUCAGAGUAAAGGAUGUGGCCAAGCUGCGGUGCGUAGACGCAAGUAUCAUUCCCAUUCACAUGAGCGGAAACCCGAUGGCGAUGGUGUAUGCAAUAGCGGAAAAGGCAGCGGAUCUGAUACUGGGUGCUGUUCAAGAGUGCUAA
This is a messenger RNA of Exophiala spinifera, 1755 nucleotides long. RefSeq lists its product as uncharacterized. NCBI's taxonomy places the organism in Eukaryota, Fungi, Ascomycota, Eurotiomycetes, Chaetothyriales, Herpotrichiellaceae. Gene Ontology annotation, molecular function: flavin adenine dinucleotide binding; oxidoreductase activity, acting on CH-OH group of donors. The record is from RefSeq and is a predicted model, not a curated record. The transcript is spliced from 3 exons. The coding region runs from base 1 to 1755 and encodes 584 amino acids.